Messenger RNA from Indicator indicator, 462 nucleotides. It is a transcript of the gene PHLDA1, whose product is annotated as pleckstrin homology like domain family A member 1. Bases 1 to 462 code for a protein of 153 amino acids. The record is from RefSeq and is a predicted model, not a curated record. Lineage: Eukaryota; Metazoa; Chordata; Aves; Piciformes; Indicatoridae. The transcript has a single exon. Gene Ontology annotation, molecular function: phosphatidylinositol phosphate binding. Gene Ontology annotation, biological process: positive regulation of apoptotic process. Gene Ontology annotation, cellular component: nucleus.
AUGUUGGAGGGCGGCUGCAAGGCGGUGAAGGAGGGAGUGCUGGAGAAGAGGAGCGACGGGCUCCUGCAGCUCUGGAAAAAGAAGCGCUGCAUCCUCACUGAGGAGGGGCUGCUCCUCAUCCCUCCUAAGCAGCAGCCGCCGCAGCAGCAGCAGCCGCCACCGCCUCUGCCGGCCGAACCGGCGGCCAAGAUAAAGGAGCUUCACUUCUCUAACAUGAAGACGGUGGACUGCGUGGAGCGGAAGGGCAAGUACGUGUACUUCACGGUGGUGAUGGCCGAGGGGAAGGAGAUCGACUUUCGGUGCGCGCAGGAGCAGGGCUGGAACGCGGCGAUCACGCUGCAGAUGGUACAGUACAAGAACCGCCAGGCCAUCCUGGCCGUCCGCUCCACCCGCCAGAAGCAGCAGCACCUGGCGCAGCAGCCCCACGGCCCGCGCCUCCGCGUCGCCUCUAACUCCGCCUAG